Messenger RNA from Beta vulgaris subsp. vulgaris (sugar beet), 2691 nucleotides. Its product is annotated as probable transcriptional regulator SLK2. Bases 324 to 2087 code for a protein of 587 amino acids. Gene Ontology annotation, biological process: negative regulation of transcription by RNA polymerase II; positive regulation of transcription by RNA polymerase II. The transcript is spliced from 9 exons. NCBI's taxonomy places the organism in Eukaryota, Viridiplantae, Streptophyta, Magnoliopsida, Caryophyllales, Amaranthaceae. The record is from RefSeq and is a predicted model, not a curated record. Gene Ontology annotation, cellular component: transcription regulator complex; nucleus.
UCAACUCUAAAAACCCAACAAAAAGGAAAAAAAAAAACCUAUUUGACCCCGAAUCAUACCAAAAUUUUGAGCGUUCCCGGGAAAGUCGGAAACUAUAUAUAAAUCGACUCUUCAAUCUCCCUCACUUCUCUCUCCUCUCACUCUCUCUCCUCUCACUCUCACUCUCUCCCUCUGCUCCAAUGGCUGAGAAAGGUUAAAGGGCUAAAGGCUGCCAUUUUCGUCGCUCUAUUUGCUCAAUAGUGGGGUGACGAGUUUUCCAAUAAUGUCAAUCCUCAAUUGACUAUACCAGCAUCUCAGACAUCGGUUGAUCUGUUCCUCCUUCGAUGAAGCCGGACAAUACCCUGAAAGCUCAUUCUCUGCAGCAACAAUCAACUAGGCAGCAACAAUCAACUAGUCAAGUCCCUAUGCAGUUGCAUCAGCAAAUAUCACCUAGGCAAGUCCAGCAGAUAUCACCUAGUAGUGAGGUCCCUAUGCAGUUGCAAGAUUAUAAUGCUGUGGUAGAUUCUAGGAUGUUUCAGCAACCUUUAAUACAAAAUCAGCCGCAUAAUCAAACACCCCUGCAUCUGGUGCAGCGGUUGCGUCAGCAGCAAAUGCCCAGAGAUGUCCAGAACCAGGUGGUUGAUAUAAGUAAUCAAAGGAAGAAAGCAAGCAUCUGUGUAUUCCGGCUGAUGCAAUAUAUGAAACAUCAAAGGCGUAGACCACCUGACAAUAACAUUAACUAUUGGAGGAAAUUUGUUCGGUUGUAUUACUCUCCUUUUGCUAAGAAAAGGUGGUGCCUGUCCAUGUCCAUGACUCCUAAUGAGGGUUAUCAAGACGUUGGGAUUAAUUCUUGGAAGUGUGAACUCUGCGGAUCAAAUUCAGGGAAAGGAUUUGAGAUCUAUUGUGAAGCUCUCCCAAGAAUGUACCAGAUUUACUUCAAUAGUGCCGUCAUCAAUGAACUUUUAUAUUUAGAAGCACCUUAUGAAGUAGAGCUGCCAUCAGGAUUUAUGAUGUUAACUUUUGAAAAAGCAGUAGUAGAUAGCGUCUACAAGCAUUUUCGCGUUGUCCAUGAAGGAAAACUUUGCAUUUUGUUUACUCCAGAGUUAAAGAUAAUAUCUUGGGAGUUCUGUAUACGAUCUCAUGAGGAUCUUGUGUCACGAAGAUUCGUUGCAGAUCAGGUUAAUGAAUCGGUGAAGAGUGCUGCAAAAUGCCUGAGCAAAACCAAACUGAAAGAAAGUGAGGGAUUUCCAGAACAGGAUCUGCUAUCAGAUUGCCAUAGGAUAGUAGCCGAGGGGAAAAACCUAACAGAAAACUUGAAAUCACCUCUGAUUGAUGGCUUCGGCUUUCCCAAACAAUUUGUCCGAUGCGUGCAGAUGGUUGAGGUCCUGAAUAGCAUGAAAAAUCUGAUGAUUGACAACCAGACCAACAAUUCAAGUCCAAUUGAGACCCUGAAAAGAUAUCAUCAACAAGAUGCCAAUGAAAAAGUUAAGAGACAAAAGUGCGGAGCACAGAUACAGCAAAUACCAAAUGCUGAUAGAAGUAACUUUCAGGUGGAUAGAUGUAUGGCUCAAACACCAAAUGCUAGAGAACAACAGGUGAUGUUUAACCCCUUGAAUUAUCACCAAAACUCGAUAAUGGAGGAGCAAAGGAUAACCUUAGACUCAAAUCAAAUCUCUCAUGACAAACCAUUUUCCUCAAUGCCAUAUCAGCACUUAAACUCAUCAGAAAAUAGCUUUUUAGGUCCAUCCCCUGCGCUGAAAGACCUCAAUCUUAAGCGUCAGAUAAAUGAUAUUCUGAUGUCAAUGCAUGCUAAAAGAAUCCAAGGAAAUUGCAGCGAUGAUGGGGGAGUUGUGCUUGACCCUAUUGAAGAUGAAGAGCUUAAUACUAUUUUCGGGGAAGAAGCAAGCACAUUGAAUAGAUUGGACAAGCACAUUGAACAGAUUGGGGGUAUAUAUAUGUCAGACAAGGGUAAAAGGUGUAACCACUCAUCUAGCAGCAACUCAACUCCUAGGAUAAUCUUCACUGAUAACUGUAUGUUGAAGAAAGAUACGAAUUCCGAUGACGGCACCACCUCAGCUCCUAGUCACCAACAGGUUGAGGAACAGUAAUCAUCAUUUGAUGACAUAGCUUGUAGUCAAUAUGGAAUGAUACAAUUGUGCAAGGACUAAGAAGUAAUGUUCUUGUUUUUUUAGGAACUUCUCAGCCAACAUUGUCAGACAUUCAGAGUUCUUGGAUCCUUGUUCUGUUGGUAGUUCAAUAUGCAUGCUUUUUUUACAUGGACAAGUAUGUUUUUUUUUUUUGAAGUAUUUGCUAUUAGUUUACUGGUUUCAAACCAUUUCUCUUUUGUUUUGAGAAGUGAUAUCAGCAACAAAAUAAGAAUUUCAACUGCCAAACAUAAGGGUGCGUUCUGUUCACAUAAAUAACCCUUAACUUAUUGGACCUGAACCAAACUUAUUAGACGUGAACUGAACGUACUUAUUAUACCUAAUUGGAACUGAUUCAACUUAUUGGACCUGAUUUAAACUUAUUGACCUGAUUGAAACUUAUUAAACCUUAUUGACCUGAUUAAAACUUAUUAGACCUUAUUGGAUCUGAUUGAAACUUCUUAGACCUUAUUGGACCUGAUUGAAACUUCUUAGACCUUAUUGGAACUUAUUUGACCUUAUUAGAAAAAAAAAUUGAUGAGUUGUAACAUAAAUAUUACCUCUAAUG